Molecule: messenger RNA, 966 nt
Organism: Telopea speciosissima
Lineage: Eukaryota; Viridiplantae; Streptophyta; Magnoliopsida; Proteales; Proteaceae
Exons: 1
Coding region: 1-966 (321 amino acids)
Source: RefSeq, a predicted model, not a curated record
AUGGCCGGCGGGCCAUUUGCUUCGGCUGAUGGUCUUCUUCCUCUACCCAUUCCGGGAGAGGGGGAAGCUAGGGGUUCGGUGGAUGGCGGUUCUAAGUCGGCAGGGGGUGGUCUUGGUGGUGGAUCAAGGCCGAGAGAAGUUGCUGCAGGUGGGGGAUCCUCCUCGGGUGGUGGUGGUGUUUUGGUGGCAGGAUCGGGAAUGGAUAUACAUGGAGAAGCUGUUCGGAAGGGGGUGUCAUGGACUUUAUUCUUUCAAUCUUCUUUAAGCUCCCUUAAUAGUGAAGGUUUGGAGUUAAGUUUCAUUGAGCCUGUUUGUAUUAAUGGUAUGCGUGUUGCACAAUGUUCUUCAGCCAUGCUUAAGGCAGAAUUAUCUAAAUGGAAGAACACUCUUCUUGGGCAUUUCAUUGGCCGUAGGCCAAGUUUUACUUAUGUUAAGGAAGUGCUGCUGAAACAAUGGAGUAUUUCUGGGCAUGUGGAUGUUAAUCUUUUAGAGAGUGGAUUCUUUGUUUUUCGUUUGAAUUUGGAGGAAGAUAAAGUUAAAGUGCUAGACGGAGGACCAUGGACUGUGCAGCGAAGACCGUUGAUCCUCCGGCCUUGGAAACUAGGAAUGAAGCUUCAAAAGGUUGAAUUAAACUCCAUUCCUAUCUGGAUUACUUUCCCCAACCUUCUUUUUCACUUCUGGAAUGUGGAGGCUUUGAGUUCGAUUGCUAGUGUUAUCGGCAAACCGAUAGCCACUGACAAAAUGACAAUGACUAAGGAAAGGCUCUCCUAUGCCCGCAUAUGUGUGGAAAUUGAGGCUACCCAUGAUGUCCCGGAGCAAGUGGCUGUCCAUGAUGAUGAAGGGUUGGUGUUCUUUCAAAAAGUGAAGUAUGAAUGGUGCCCUCCACGCUGCAAUAGCUGCAUGAUUUUUGGCCAUGCCACUAGUCAAUGUGGUGCUAAUCAAGCUACACAGAAGGGUAACAGCUGA